UCGAAAUGGAACAAGAUUGGGUUUGGGCCCAACAUUGUUAUGGAACAGAGCAACCUCGAGUACAAGCUCCUUCCUACCCCUCCUUGAGUCUCAGUCUCAGUCUCAGUCUCAGAUUUACCUUCAAUCAGUGCGUUCUCAACACGCACCUUCAUGACUUCAGUAGAAGAGCGGAGAAUUGUAAUCCGAAACGAUCAUGGGGAGAACCUUGUUGGAAUUUUACGCGAAACUGGUUCUAAGGAUCUUGUCAUCAUUUGCCACGGUUUUCAAUCCAAAAAGGAACGAAUACCCAUGGUGACUCUUGCCACUACUUUGGGAAGAGAGGGAAUCAGUGCUUUCCGCUUUGACUUUGCUGGGAACGGGGAAAGUGAAGGUUCCUUUAUGUAUGGUAACUACCGCAGAGAAGCCGAAGAUUUACGAGCUGUCAUCCGACAUUUCCGCAAGAACCAACGUCUAAUAACUGCAAUUGUUGGCCACAGUAAAGGGUUCCUGCAGGGGGGAAUGUGGUGCUUCUCUAUGCUUCAAAGUACAAUGAUGUACCCACCGUCAUCAAUAUUUCUGGCCGGUUCCAUUUGGAGAAAGGCAUGGAAGGUCGAUUGGGUAAAGAUUUUUUACAAAGAAUCAAGCAGAAUGGGUUUAUUGAUGUUACGAAUAGAAAAGUUUGAAUAUCGUGUAACUCAAGAAAGUUUGAUGGACCGAUUAACCACCGACACUCGUGCAGCAUGUCUUUCGAUUGAUCAAAAUUGCAGGUUAUUAACCAUUCAUGGAUCCAGGGAUAAAAUUGUACCAGCCAAAGAUGCCCUGGAAUUUGCCAGGUUUAUACGAAAUCACAAGCUGCACAUAAUUGAAGGAGCUGAUCAUGAGUAUACUGCACACCAGGAUGAGUUAGCUACAGUUGUGCUCGAUUUUGUAAAGGCAGUUCGGGAAGACAGAAACACAGCUGAACUUCUGCAAUCAUGCGAAAGAGCAGUUAAUUUCAUCAAAGCUCGAAUCUGAAGAUUGUGGGAACUUGUAUACAAAGGUUUUAACAUUGUAUUAAAAAGUACACACUAUUAAAUCCAAAAUAACUCAAAUUGUUCAUGUAAGUAUUCAGCAAAUCUAAAGUCUGAAUCUUAAUCA
Gossypium raimondii (Peruvian cotton) is the source of this 1116-nucleotide messenger RNA. RefSeq lists its product as uncharacterized. The transcript has 7 exons. The coding region runs from base 151 to 993 and encodes 280 amino acids. NCBI's taxonomy places the organism in Eukaryota, Viridiplantae, Streptophyta, Magnoliopsida, Malvales, Malvaceae. The record is from RefSeq and is a predicted model, not a curated record.